UUAAACCUAAAGCAGUCGUUUCUUCCACCCUACUGUCGCCUCUAACUCGCCGGAAAACUCAGCAAAUCGGCCGAGUUCACUCGUCCCAGUCCUCCCUCUACUCCCCUCUCCUUCCUCCACGUGUCCGUAAUCAUGAAGAACAUGUUUUCUCCUCAUCUCUGUUUUUGAUUUUAUCUUUUUAGGCAAAAACAAAAAAAUGGGAGGUGUAGGAUCGAGUUACACUCGAUCUACUCCAUCCAUCUGCCCUUGAUUGCCAUAAAAGGGAUAAAAUUCGUUUUUUUUUGGGAUUUUUUGGAGAAGAUUUUCGGUUUCUUGGAGAGGAAGGAAGGAGAAGCUUCUAGGCUUCCUAUAAAUAGGGGAUUUUCGGACAGAAAUGGGAGGAGGAAGACUGGAAAAAGAAGAUUAGGGUUGAAGGAAAAUUAGGGUUCUGGUAUUUGAUUUCCACAAUUUUUCUCUUCUGAUUUUUGGGUUUUAGUUUUUUAUAUAUAAAAAUCAAAAAAAAAAAAAAAUCAGUUUCUUCUAGUUUCAAUUUUACUCCAAAGUCAGAAAAAAUACAAAAAAAAAUGAAUUUCUUCUUCUAAUUUCUGCUUGAAAUGGAGAUUUAAUUGAGCCGAGGUUCACUUGAUGAUCUAGGUUUAAGCUCGCGGUUCCAGAUUCGUUCAUCGUUACUCCGUUCAUUUUCGUUUGAGUUCGUCAUUCGAUCUUCUGCUUGUAUUGCCUUCCAUUGGACACCAAUAUAUUGAAAAUUUCACUUCAGGGAGGUCGACAUCCAGACCUAUUGGCGUCAUGCAAUGAAGAUGGGUAGAGAUACUUUAGCAGCUGACCCACAUUCACCUGGGUAUACCCAUGAGUACUUCAUAUGGCUACAGUCUACUCAUUGGGGGGUUAGCAUGCCAUUGCCCCGACGUGUUAGAGGAGUAUUUGACGAGGAGGCUACUUCACGGAUAUUGCUUAGACAGUUGAUGGAUCGAUUUACCCAGGCAGAGGAGGCCCAUGCAGCAGAAAGGGUUGGGGUUCGAGCUACACUUCAGUUGUUAAGAUCACAAUUGGCAGGGUUGGUAGAGAACAUGGGACAACACUUUGAGUACCUUACUAGAGUUAACCUUUCAGAUGCAGGCGCGCAUUCCAGGAUUCUCAUUCCUAGUUUUGAGGUGUCUUUGCAGGGUAUAAUACAGAGCUUAGAUUCGACAGGAUUGACGUGGCCAUCCGGAUCUUCAUCAGACCCGUCCUAGCCAAGACCGUCGCAUUCAGGAGCAGCUUGAGGAGUCAUUCUAUUUAGGUGUUUUGAGAUUGUCUUAUGUUGUCUUUUACUUUCGUGUCUUGUCUAGUAGUACCGAGUCCUUUAGGUAGUGUAGGAGUCCGUCGUAGUGUAGCUGAGUCUUUCAGGUCUUUCAAGAUCGUACUUCCCAUUGUAUUUUAAUAUCGAAAAGUUUUAAAUGAAAAAUCCCAAAAAGAUUUUAUUUUAUUUUCUAUCACUUUUCCAGAACUACGCUUGGUAUGAUUCAUGAGGGACAUGAUACGUAGGCAACCUAUAUCGGGUUCGAUCAAACCAUUUUUGGUGAUAAGAGGUGCUAGAAAAGAAAGAGAAGGGAAGAUUGAAAUGAGCAAAUUGGGAUGAUGCCAUAUGACGCUGCAACCCUCAAAGCCAUUAUGGAACCACUAAUUGUUGCUAGGUGCAUUGCACGUAUGUGAUAUUAUCAUAUGAUAAAUGCCCUAACGCUAAUAUGGUUGUUUGUGUUGUUUUGCUCUGUUAUCUUUAUUUAAUUUCAGGAAGGUGGUUAGUUUGUUGGUAUCCUGGCAAGCCAUCCAUACAACACCAGGUCAAAGCGCCAAACAGUCAUGGCAAGCAAAGAAAUAGACACAGAGUUGUAGACCCACCAAGGGAGAUUGUUGAGUCGGAAUCAGAACUGCAAGAGGAGGUCCGGAGGUUGAAGCAUCAGAUGAUGGAAAUGUAUCAAGCCUGGAUUAAGAGACACCCUCCCCCCUCAUUCCCUACCAACUACACAGAAAACCCUGCUUCCAUUCCACCACUCUCCCAAUCCCAAAUGCCCAAUACCGUUGAUCUUUCCCCACAACACGCACCAGGGUUUACCCCUUACCAUAACUACCCUGGCACUUUGGCCCAAACUUUUCAUGCUCCACCAGCCAAAACAACCUCGUACCCUGCUCCGACAUAUGCUCCUAUUUUUGUACCCCCUCCACAAGCUACCCUCCACCGAUCCUUUAGUGAGCCCGCAUUCCCAGCUCCAUAUACCCAAUAUUAUGCCCCGGAACCCACAUUCAAAGUCCUAUAUCCUUAUUCCAACACUCCCCACUUUGAGCCUCAUGUUGAAACUGACAAACCACCCAAGAACGCAGAGCAAAAGGAGAUGUUCCGGAAGGUAAAAAGUCUGGAGCAAUCAUUGAGAAAUAUGCAAGGGUUGAGAAACCAGGUGAGUGUGACCUAUAAGGAUUUGUGUUUGUUUCCCGAUGUCCAAUUGUCUGCCGGGUUCAAGAUGCCCAAGUUUGACUUGUAUGAUGGACAUGGGAUUCUGUAGCUCAUCUGAGGGGUUAUUGCAAUAAAAUGAGAGGCACUGGGGGAAAAGACGAAUUAUAAAUGGCAUACUUCAGUCAGAGUCUGAGUGGGGCAGCUUUAGAAUGGUACAACCGCCAGGACGCUAGCAUGUGGUACACCUGGGACGAUAUGGCUCAGGCCUUCGCUCGGCACUUUCAAUACAAUAUAGACAUUGUUCCAGACCGUCUAUCUCUGACCAAGGUGGAAAAGAAACCCAGUGAAAGCUUUAGAGAAUAUGGGUUCCGGGGGGAGGGAGCAAGAUGCACGAGUCAAUCCUCCGAUGGAAGAGGACGAGAUGGUUGAAUACUUUCUUCAAGCCCUGGAGCCUACUUACUAUGUCCAUAUGAUUUCAGCCAUUGGGAAGUCUUUCAAUGAUGUGGUAAAAAUGGGAGAAAUGGUGGAAGAGGGGCUCAAUUCGAGCAAGAUCAUGAGCUACUCCACCAUAAAAGCAACCACCCAAGCAAUCCAGAGUGGUACCGGAAGUUUGCUAGGGAAGAAGAAGAAGGACAAUGUCGCAAUGGUUGUCUCUGGACCAUGGCAUGGCCAGAGGGGUUCACCUCAUCAGUACACUCAUCCUUGACCCCGACCUCAAACCUACGUCCAAGCUCCAUAUAAUCCACCCCAACAUUACUUUCCCCCGCAAAACCCCCAAUACUCAGCCAAGCCACCCCAAUACCAUGUUCACCAUGCACAGUCAUAUGCUCAACCCUCUCCCUACCCGCAAUGGAGUGCUCCAGCUCCACAAAAUACCUAUCCACCUCCACAACCCUACCAAAACCCCAAUGGUUCAAAUUUUUGACCAAUGCCAGAGUAUAGAAGAGAGAGGCAGCAGCAGAAACAAACUUUUACCCCGCUUGGAGAGUCCUAGCUAUUUCAAAGGUUAAGGCAGUUGGACGUCUUAAGGCCGAUUGAGUCAAAGAUACCAAAUCCCCCUCCAAAGAACCUCGAUUAUUCCCUAAGAUGCGCUUAUUGUUCUGAUGCUUCAGGGCAUGACAUAGAGAAAUGCUGGCAUUUGAAAAGGGCAAUCCAGAAACUCAUUGAUACAAACCAAAUUGUAGUCCCAAGUCCAGACACGUCGAACAUCAACCAAAAACCUUUGCCAGCCCAUGUAGAGAUGCAUAUGAUUGAAAUAGUUCAUAAGGAUGGGGAGCCCAAAAAGUCUUCUAAGUCCGUCAUGAUGAUUCGGGCCAGUGAAAGUAAUUUGGUUAAAGCUCCAGACUCUACUAAAGCAAAGCCCUUGACAGUUGAGCUCGCUCAAUUUGAAGCCACCAGUGUUGGUCGUGAAAGGGCCUUUGAAAGAUAUUGGGGCAAGUCCAGAAAGUUCAAAAGUGGUAGUGCCAGGGAUUCUAAGUAAGCCUGUCAUAAUUGUGAAGGGGGCUCCUAUUACCCCUAUUAUCAUUAAACUAGUAACCCAGCUGCUAAUGGUUGAUGCCAAGGCUGUUACAUGGAAUUACAAACAAGUGAUAGUGACAUACAAAGGAAAAGAAAUAGAGGAAGAAGUUAAUGAAACUGGAGGAUUGACUCGUUCUGGGAGAUGUUUUACCCUAGAAGAAUCAAGGAAAGCCAAGCCAUUCAAGGAUAGCCAAAUGCCAGUAAAGAGAUCGGUCAACGAAGAAGAGGCUGAGGAGUUCUUGAAAAAGAUGAAAGUGCAGGAUUAUUCCAUUGUGGAGCAGUUAAGGAAAACACC
This is a messenger RNA of Nicotiana tabacum (common tobacco), 4241 nucleotides long. The record is from RefSeq and is a predicted model, not a curated record. NCBI's taxonomy places the organism in Eukaryota, Viridiplantae, Streptophyta, Magnoliopsida, Solanales, Solanaceae.